This is a messenger RNA of Penicillium lagena, 2445 nucleotides long. RefSeq names its product DNA replication licensing factor MCM7. The transcript has 4 exons. The record is from RefSeq and is a predicted model, not a curated record. Gene Ontology annotation, molecular function: ATP hydrolysis activity; single-stranded DNA binding; ATP binding. Gene Ontology annotation, biological process: DNA strand elongation involved in DNA replication; DNA replication initiation; DNA replication. Bases 1 to 2445 code for a protein of 814 amino acids. Gene Ontology annotation, cellular component: MCM complex; nucleus. Lineage: Eukaryota; Fungi; Ascomycota; Eurotiomycetes; Eurotiales; Aspergillaceae.
AUGGCUUUACUGCAGUACCCCGCGCCGGUUGAUUAUACGAAGCAAUUGGACGCUUUCAAGGACUUCUUGAAGCAUUUCAAGACCUUCCAGUCCACUUCCGAAGCUGCUGCCACCGAGGCCUUGGAGGACUUGAACAUCAAUGGCGAGCGCUCCAGCGAUGAAUAUGACUUCAUGGACGAUGCCGACGAGGCGGAGGGCGGGCAGACCAGCGGGGCAAGGAGGCGCAAAGACCUGAAACUCAAGUAUAUGCAGGUUCUGCAAGAUGUUGCAAACCGGGACCAAUCGAGCAUUCUGAUAGAGCUGGAUGAUUUGUCGGUGUUCGAGAAAGCGCUUCCGGAUGAGCAGCAGGAUCUGAAACUGGUGGACUCGAUCCAGAAGAAUACCAAGCGCUACAUCGAUGUACUGUCGCAGGCGGUCGACGAGGUCAUGCCCAAGGAGACAAAGGAUGUCACAUUCAAGGAUGAUGUGCUAGAUGUGAUCAUGUCACAGCGCGAGAAGCGCAACGAAACGAUGGAGAUGGCCAUGGAAGCUGACAUGGACGCGGCGACUACCCCAACAAUGUUCCCCCCAGAGCUCACUCGUCGAUAUACUCUCAACUUCAAGCCGAUUACUGCCUCGGGAUCCAGCGACCAACGUGACUCUAAAGCGAUGGCAGUCCGUAAUGUCAAGGGUGAACACCUCGGUAGCUUGAUCACUGUCCGCGGUAUUACUACCCGUGUCUCGGACGUCAAGCCGUCGGUUCAGAUCAACGCCUACACCUGUGAUCGUUGUGGAUGCGAAGUCUUCCAGCCGAUUACCACCAAGCAAUUCCUUCCCCUCACAGAGUGCUUGUCGGAGGAGUGUACGAAGAACAAUUCCAAGGGCCAACUGUUCCUCUCAACUCGUGCCUCGAAAUUCGUUCCCUUCCAAGAAGUGAAGAUCCAAGAGAUGGCGGAUCAGGUGCCUGUGGGCCACAUCCCCCGGGCUCUAACUAUUCACUGCCACGGCGCUCUCACUCGCCAACUCAAUCCCGGUGACAUGGUUGACGUUGCCGGCAUCUUCCUGCCCACUCCUUACACUGGUUUCCGUGCCAUUCGCGCAGGCUUGCUUACCGACACAUACCUAGAGGCCCAGCACAUCACCCAGCACAAAAAGUCGUACACCGACAUGGGCAUGGAUAGCCGCACUCUUCGCAAGAUCGAGCAGUACCAGAGCUCGGGCAACAUGUACGAAUACCUUUCUCGGUCUAUUGCUCCCGAGAUUUAUGGUCAUCUCGACGUCAAGAAGGCCCUGCUCUUGCUUUUGAUCGGCGGUGUCACGAAAGAGAUGGGAGACGGUAUGCACAUUCGUGGUGAUCUCAACAUCUGUCUGAUGGGUGAUCCUGGUGUGGCCAAAUCUCAGCUGCUACGAUACAUUACCAAGGUUGCCCCACGUGGCGUGUACACUACUGGACGAGGCAGCAGCGGUGUCGGUCUUACUGCUGCGGUCAUGAGGGACCCGGUCACGGACGAGAUGAUGCUGGAAGGCGGAGCGCUGGUUCUGGCAGACAACGGUAUUUGCUGCAUCGACGAGUUCGACAAGAUGGAGGACUCGGACCGAACCGCCAUUCACGAAGUGAUGGAACAGCAAACCAUCUCCAUUUCCAAGGCAGGCAUCACGACCACGCUCAACGCUCGCACCUCGAUAUUGGCCGCGGCUAACCCGCUGUACGGCCGGUACAACCCUCGAAUCUCGCCCGUGGAGAACAUCAAUCUGCCUGCCGCGCUACUGUCUCGUUUCGACGUCUUAUUCUUGCUUCUGGACACCCCGUCGCGCGACACCGACGAGGAACUGGCCAACCAUGUCACCUACGUGCACAUGCACAACAAGCAUCCCGAGAAUGAGGACGCGGCGAUCAUGUUUACUCCCCACGAAGUCCGACAGUACGUUGCCAAGGCACGAACAUAUCGCCCCGUGGUGCCAUCUAAUGUGUCUGAUUACAUGGUGGGCGCGUACGUUUCGAUGCGCAAGAAGCAAAAAGCGGACGAGGCCAGGAAGAAGCAGUUUUCGCACGUCUCUCCUCGUACCCUGCUGGGUAUUGUGCGUCUUUCGCAGGCUUUAGCGCGUCUUCGCUUCAGCGAGGAGGUAGUGCGCGAGGAUGUCGACGAGGCUCUGCGUCUUAUCGAGGUUAGCAAGGCCUCCUUGCUCAACGACGGCGAGGCCGGUGCCGACCACACCCCGACUAGCAAGAUCUACACCUUGAUCCGAGGCAUGAUGGAGAGCGGCGCCGCUGCGGUAGGAGACAGCGACGAUGGCGAGCUGAGCAUGCGCCGCAUUCGCGAGAGAGUGCUGGCCAAGGGCUUCACCGAUGACCAGCUCACUACCGCGAUCAACGAGUAUGCCGAAAUGAGCGUCUGGCAAGUUACGGGCAAUGGCUCGCGUCUGUUGUUUGUUACUGCUGCUGAUGAUGACGAGAUGGGACUGUAA